GGCGAAUUCUUGAGAGUGCCUCGUGUUUUCAAAUAUUACCCUGGGUCGAUUUCGAUUGCAUAAUUUUGAUGAUUUAUCAAAACUUUGAUCAUUGAUAAUGUUGUUGUGAAGCAAUUUAUUUCAAAUGGAAAUACAGUUAUGCAACAAAGCAAUUGUUCUGAUUGAAACAACACAUUCGUUCGCAUUCUUGAUGUGGAUUAUAACCAACCAUGUUACAAGUUGUAUUCGGAGUAACUUCGUUAAUUAUCAUCACUCAGGGUGCAAAUGUGACACAAAUCAGUGAUUUAGAACAAGCUUUUAGAAAGUCACAUAUCAUUCCCAAGCAGUUGACGAAAUCACCUAAUGAGACAUUAUGGAUACGAUACAAAAGCGACCUACCAAUAAAAACUGGACAAACGUACAGCACAGAAAGUAUCAAAGGCGUUCCACGCGUUUUAUGGCAUUGUGACCGUCCUCCAGUAUAUUAUACCCUUGUAUGUAUCGGAUUGAACGAAUGGCAACUUUACGACAAAAAACCAACAUCAACUCCAGCACCGAUUCCAUCACCUGACCUUAUUAAAUGGCUCGUGGUCAAUAUACCUCAAAAUGACUACAGGGAAGGGGCAGUUAUACACCCUUAUAAGCACCCUACUCCUGUAUUAGGUUAUGAUAAACUGCUGUAUUUAUUUCUGGUGUACAAACAAGACAAAGGAAUAAACGCCUACGAUUACCGAUUUUUAGAAAACACCAACAUGAAACAAUUUGGACCCGAUAAGAAACAAGAUUUUCCUCACUUAAGGGAAUUAGAAAAAUUUUACCAAAUUUAUAACAUAGUAGCUGCCAAUUUUUUUUGGUACCGGUUCACCAAAGACGAGAUAUCAGAUUUCUUGGAUCCUUACUACUCUUCUUAUUAACUGUAUCCCUCAUCUAUCGAUUUAUUUGCAGUAUUUCUUUGUGUAUAUUAAAUUAUUAAAUGUUGUUUUUCGUA
Planococcus citri (citrus mealybug) is the source of this 967-nucleotide messenger RNA. Its product is annotated as putative odorant-binding protein A5. Bases 210 to 893 code for a protein of 227 amino acids. NCBI's taxonomy places the organism in Eukaryota, Metazoa, Arthropoda, Insecta, Hemiptera, Pseudococcidae. The transcript has 7 exons. The record is from RefSeq and is a predicted model, not a curated record.